This is a messenger RNA of Syngnathus typhle (broad-nosed pipefish), 3671 nucleotides long. RefSeq names its product nucleolar protein 6 (RNA-associated) (gene nol6). NCBI's taxonomy places the organism in Eukaryota, Metazoa, Chordata, Actinopteri, Syngnathiformes, Syngnathidae. Gene Ontology annotation, cellular component: CURI complex; small-subunit processome; UTP-C complex. The transcript is spliced from 26 exons. The record is from RefSeq and is a predicted model, not a curated record. Gene Ontology annotation, biological process: tRNA export from nucleus; rRNA processing. The coding region runs from base 111 to 3539 and encodes 1142 amino acids.
ACGUUUGAACGACCCGUGCACAUGUGAGACAACGCUACAGUGUCUAUUGCAGUGUCGUUAAAACCUGAAGAAAUUAAAAAUUUAACCUCACUUUCUCGGGUGGAUUAGACAUGAAGAAGAAGCGGGUAAAUGCUGCGUCAGUCAAGAUGAUUCCAACAGAAUUGACCAAUAACGUGAAGGAGAAGGAGGAAAAUGAACCUCCUAUUAAAGUGAAAAAGAGCAACUCUGGGGAGCUGGCGUACCGCCCGGUGAAGAUGUCCAGAAGUGACCUGUAUAGACCCCCAACAGUGGAGGAGCUCAACCAGCUGAAAGAGGCAGAAAGUUUAUUUCACUGCAGCUUGCUCAAAAUGCAGAUGGAGGAGCUGCUGAAAGAAGUAUCCCUCAGUGAACGCAGGAAACUACAAAUCAAUGCUUUUAUUGAGACAGUCACCAAACUCCUGAGGAGCGUACCACUCUCACCUGAGGUGGAGAUACACGACCUGUCAUGGUUGUCCAAUGAUGUGAAGGUUCCUAUCCUCCUGUUACCAAAAACACAAAAGGGCAAAUUCCACAUGGGGCCUCCCGCUUCUAUUGAUCUGAUUGGAAGUUACCCGUUGGGAACCUGCAACAAGCCACGCGUCAUAGUCGACCUGACUGUCACAAUGCCCGCUGAUAUCCUCCACCCUAAAGACUUCUUAAACCAGAGGUAUCCCAGGAAAAGAGCCAUCUACCUGGCAGGUCUGGCUCAGUAUCUGUCAACCUCCUCCGACAUAGGAUCCAUGUCGUACUCUUGCCUUCAUGGUAAUCGGCUUCGACCAGUUCUGCUGCUGAAACCUCCAGGUAAAGAGUCAUCCACCAUGACAGUCCACCUUCAUGCUUGUCCACCUCCUGGAUUCUUCAAACCCAGACGCUUCCACCCUCAAAUGAAUAACAUCAGGACAGGCUGGUACACGGGGGCAAAUAACACGCAGUCCGAGGCCAGUGAGCCUCCAACUCCACAUUACAAUAGCUCCCUUCUUGGUGAUCUGCUGGUCAGGCCUCACCUCCAGUUCCUGUCUGCUGUGAGCGCUCAAUGCUCCGCUUUUCCUAACGGGGUGGCUUUGCUCAAAGUCUGGCUCCGUCAGCGAGAGCUGGACCAGGGCACCGGGUGCUUCAACGGCUUUCUGGCCUCCAUGCUCUUGGCGUACCUUCUGACCACGCACAGAAUCAGCAACACCAUGACUGCCUAUCAGCUGCUGCGAAACACUUUGAACUUUCUGGCAAACACAGACCUGACUAUGAAUGGAAUCACUCUGGCCAAAGAUCCCGACUCGACAGCACCUUCAAUGGCAGACUUUCACGAUGCAUUCCAGGUCGUGUUCAUCGAUCCGUCCGGACAUCUCAACAUGUGUGCCGAUAUGACGGCUUGCACUUACAAGCAGGUGCAGCAGGAGGCGUCCAUGUCACUGCAGUUCUGGGACGACCCCACUGUGGAUGGUUUCCACAGCCUCCUCAUGACCCCCAAGCCUAUGACAAGGACCAGUGACCACAUCUUCCAAUUGUGUGACCUUGUCAAGCUGCAGUUCAGCUGUAAGAAGCUGAACUUCCUCAGUGAGCUGAUGGACCAUAGCGGAAACUACGUGCACACGGCGCUCCCGUUUAUACUGUCGCUGCUUCAGAAAGGACUCGGCCAAAGGAUCAGCCUUCUCACCCACUCACUUUCCCCGGAACCUGAGUGGUCGCUGGAUAGCGAACUCCCAAAGUACAAGGCCCAGCCGCCUCUCACCUUUGGUUUGGUGUUGCGGCCUGAGCUGGCCACGUCUGUCUUGGAACGAGGACCUCCAGCAGACAACCCGAAGGCUGCCGAGUUCCGACAGCUUUGGGGCGCUCGCUCGGAGCUCCGUCGUUUUCAGGACGGCGGCAUCACUGAGGCUGUCCUGUGGGAAGGAGAAAGCAUGUGCCAGAAACGGCUGGUACCGCAACAGAUCAUCACACACCUACUACAACUCCACGCAGACAUCCCCGAGUCUUGCGUGCAACACGUCGGGGCAAAGAUUGAGGACGUUAUCAAAAUGGGAAGAAAGGUGCCGAGUACUGGAGAGGAGGGAAGUUUGCGUGUGGUUCAGUCAUAUGAUGACCUGAGCAGAAAACUAUGGAAGCUAGAGGGUCUCCCACUGUCCAUUACGUCGGUGCAAGGUGCCCAUCCAUCACUCAGAUACACACAGGUUUUCCCUCCUCUGCCACUGAAAUUCGACUACUCCUUCUUUGACAAAGGAAAGCCUUUCCAAAUUCUGAUACCCAAGGAAGGUAAACCUUGCCCGGCUUAUGUGGACCCCAUCACAGUGAUCUGUCACAUGGAGGGCAGCGGAAAGUGGCCUCACGAUCGCCUCGCCAUCCGCCACAUCCGAGCUGCUUUCCACAUCCGCCUGGGAGAGUUACUCAAUAUGCAGCAUGAUUACACGUGUAUACCCUGUGCCACACACUUGGACGUCUGGAAGGACGGCUUCGUGUUUCGCAUCCAGAUGGCGUAUCAUCGAGAGCCCCAAGUGCUGAGGGAGCGAGUGAGUCCCGAGGGACUGCUGAUGACCCGGGACAACGAGGAGGCUCAGAGCUUGGAGAUGAGGACUCUACACAAGCCUCUUCUAACCAGCACACUGCACGGUCUCCAGCAGCAACACCCGUGUUUCGGGGCCGUUUGUCGCCUGGCCAAACGUUGGCUCGGGGCCCAGCUCUUCAGUGACGAUAUCACAGAGGACGCGGCGGACCUUCUGGUGGCUUACCUCUUCCUGCAGCCCGCGCCAUUCACCCCUCCCGGUUCUCCUCAGGUGGGCUUCCUCCGCUUCCUUCAUCUGCUCUCCUCCUUUGACUGGAGGAACAACCCGCUGGUCGUCAACCUCAACAAGCAGCUCACAGCGGCCGACUACACAGAGAUCAAGAAUGACUUCAUGGCCUCCAGGGAAUCCCUACCAGUCAUGUUUAUAGCAACGCCUAAAGACAAAAAUGUUUCCAUGUGGACCAAGCGAGCCCCCACUGUCCAGAUUCUGCAGCGGGUGGUGAUGCUGGCUGCUGAGAGUCUCAAAGUUCUCGAACACCAGCUUAUGGAUGGCAGUCAGAUCCAAGAUGUUAGGGUGGUCAUGCGUCCUCCUCUGGAAGCUUACGACGUAUUGAUCCACCUGAACUUCAAGCAUAUUCCGCUGCUCGGCCAAGCCGUGGACCCUCCCACCGUCAACUUCUGCAGGGGGACGGUCCCCGGCAACGUAUCCACCUCAGGAGGGAGGGUGCCCGUGACGGACUUCAACCCCGUCGCGCUCUACCUGGCAGAGCUGCGGGACGCAUUCGGAGACCUGGCCCUUUUCUUUUGUGACCCCUAUGGAGGAUCUUUGAUCGCCGUUUUAUGGAAGCCAAAGGCCUUCGCCCCUCUGCCCUUCAAGACGUCCCAGAUCUCUGCUAGGAGUGUGGAGGUAACCGGCGAAGAAGCAAAGACGAUUCCAAAUGUGGAAGCUAUACUGGAGGACUUCAGCAUCAUUGGAAAGGAUUUGGUCAGAUCUGUAGAGGCCAGGACUGAAAGGUGGUCAUUUUAGGCUGAUCUAUGUUUUCACCAUUUUCUAUACAUUUGCUUAGGAAAACAAACCUAAGCAAAAUUUUAUUUCUAGUCUUUUGAGGCAUAAAAAAAUAUAAUCAUGUUGAAGCACGUCUAAUAAAUAUAGACUUUA